Molecule: messenger RNA, 858 nt
Organism: Trichomonas vaginalis G3
Lineage: Eukaryota; Parabasalia; Trichomonadida; Trichomonadidae
Product: MAP kinase kinase kinase protein
Exons: 1
Coding region: 1-858 (285 amino acids)
Biological process (GO): protein phosphorylation
Cellular component (GO): cytoplasm
Molecular function (GO): protein serine/threonine kinase activity; ATP binding
Source: RefSeq, a predicted model, not a curated record
AUGGAUAUCACAGAGCUCAUAAGUGAAAGCAGCGAAGUCACAAAUCUAAGUCCAGAAAAUUCAGAUUUGAAGAAAGGGGCAAAUGUUCAUUUAUUAUUUCAUCGCGAGACGGGGAUUUUAUUGACAAGGAAAAAUGUUGCGAUCUGCAAUUGGUCACAGCAAACGAACAGAAUGAAUUUGAGAUUUCCUUCCAUCAUUCAGUUAUACCAUAUUGAGAAAAUUGAUAAUGAACUUGACUUUUUUCAAGAAUUCUUUCCUUAUGGCGAUUUAACGAAAUUUGAGGAAUACAAUUACAUUGGAGAAAAUAUCAUAGCUCAAUUUUUCUAUCAAUGCGCACGUGGUUUGCAAUAUCUUCACAAUCAAGGAUAUAUUCACCGUGAUAUCAAACCACCUAACAUUUUCAUUGAUAAAAAUAAAAAUGCUUCAUUAGAAGAUCUAGAAAAUUCUACCAACGAUCCUGAUUCUCAAUCAGCAUAUGGCAAUGGCACAUAUGCUGCUCCAGAAAUUUAUAAGGAAGGACAAAAUACUAAAAAAUCCGAUAUUUAUUCAAUUGGUGCCACAUUCGAAGAAUAUAUUCUUAAGAUUCAAGGGGAUGACGACUUCAAAAACGAUUUACUUGACAUAGUUUCUCAGACAAAAGCUGAAGAACCUGAUAAUAGAAUAUCCGCAGAUGAUCUUGUUAGCCAGCUUGAAGAAUUACUUAAGAAAAAUGAAAUGGAUAGCAUUAUAAAUGAAUUUGAGAGUCGGAUCGAGCCCUGUAAAAAUAGCUACACAUUCUAUAGACUUGAUGAUAUUGAUGGUGUAGAAUAUGAAGAUAACAAGUAUAUUGAAGAAAUCGUUAAUCUAGUUAAAAAUUAA